AUGCGCUCCUCAUCGCCAUGGUUGCGACUUGGCGAUCCAAACGACAACGAUAACUACAGCGGAAGCGAAAACGAGAAUAACGACAACAGCGAGGAAGAUAUGCCAGACGCAAUUGACGAAUUGCGAAAUCCACGGCAGGCCAAAGAUGAUUUUUACCAGUAUUUGAAAGAAGAGGUGUUUAAGUUGAACUUUUACCGGGCGCAUAUGUUGUACUUCGUUGUCGUUAUUGGGAUUUCUUCGGUUAUUGUUUAUGGACAGGGUCUUGCUAAUGGGCCUGAGGAAGUUGGUGGGGCGCAUUUGACGUUUACAAAUGCGUUGUUUUUGUGUUGUAGUGCUAUGACUACUACUGGACUUAAUCCGGUUAACCUGGGAGAUCUAUCUGGAUUCCAGCAAGCGACUUUUGCUGUGCUUAUGAUUAUUGGGAAUAUACCGUUUGUCUCGACUGCUGUGGUGUUGAUUAGGAGAGCGCUGUUUCGAAGAAAGAUGGCGGAUGUCGUGAAGCAUUCACAUACGAUGCGACGGCUGGUGCAAGAUGUUGAAGAGAAUGGGCAGACGAAUCAUGAGCAUGAUGGUAGUGGUGCUGCAAACUUGCGCCAACGAACGAACGCAGAAGGUAAUAAACAGACUACCGGUAAACAAGCGCGGAGUAAUAAAUCAUCUGAAGUGGCGAUAAAGCCCGUACCACAACGACGUACGUACCACUACGAGACUGGCUUUGGAUUCAUCCCAACGCCUUGGGAGACGAAACUCGCUCGGGGUUUCUUCGGUGGGAUCAUCAAUAGAUUGGUAGGAGAGCUAAAACCAGAGCAUCACGAUUACGUCUCCUUCAAACCGCACCUCGACUCCAAAGGCCGUUUUCGGGACCUCAGCGAGGAAGAACGUAUGGAACUUGGGGGUGUGGAAUACCGCGCUUUACAAGCUCUCCUGUUGAUUCUCGUCGGCUACCAAAUCUUCUGGUAUCUGGUGGGUUUUACUUUCUUCCUACCAUAUGCGUACCGUGGAAAUAUCAAAGGUGUACUGUACGAAUUACAGCCCGGUGGCAUCAACCCGGAGUGGUGGGGAGUCUUUGCAACUAUCACUGAAUUUGCGAAUGGUGGACUUAACGUUUUGAACGCCAAUUUCGUUCCCUUUAGCGGAUACCCAUACAUCCUUCUCGUCGCGGGCGUCCUCGCUUUCGCCGGUCAAACGCAGUUUCCAAUCCUUCUCCGUAUUACAAUAUGGGCCAUGCAGAAGAUGGCACCGAAGGGAUCGCGGUUCAAGAAUACCAUGGGAUUUCUGUUACAACACCCACGACGUUGCUUCAUAUACCUCUUCGGCAGUCGGGAGACACUGUAUCUCUUCGCCACACAAACCGUCAUCGAUAUCACAGCCUGGCUCUGUUUCGAGAUUCUCAACAUAGGUAUGCCAGAUAUUGAGGCUUUACCCACCGGAACACGUAUCCUAGAUGGCUUAUUUCAGGCGACUGGACUGCGAACGAGUGGAGCAUAUGCAGUCACCAUCAGCUCCCUUGCACCCGCCUGUCUAGUCGCAUACCUGGUAAUCAUGUACAUAUCCAUCUACCCUAUGACCCUCACCCUCCGUAAAACAAACACCUACGAAGAACAGUCUAUCGGCCUAGACCAACAUUCCCGCAACGCCGCCGGCAUAUCCUCGCAUCUUCAACGCCAACUCGCCUACGACAUCUGGUUCCAGUUUCUCGUCUUCUUCCUCAUCUGCACCAUCGAGCGGGGCCGUAUUCUCCGCGCCGACCCCGGUUUCACCAUCUUCUCCAUCUUGUUCGAAGUCACAUCUGCUUAUGGCACUGUAGGCUUGAGUAUGGGUGUUCCCGGCAAGGAUUAUAGUUUGUGUGGCGAUUUUGCAGGUUUGAGUAAGGUGGUACUGUUGUUUGCUAUGGUGAGGGGACGCCAUCGCGGUUUGCCGCUGGCUAUUGAUAGGAGUAUUUUGUUGCCCGGGGAGGAGUUAAUGCGUAGGAUGGAUUGGGAGUUUAGUGCGAAGGGAGUGGAGGAUCCCGGGGAGGAGAGGGAGUUGCGAGGGGAUAUUGAGGGAAGUGGGGUUAAGAAGGGGUGGGGGAAGGGGGAACAAGAUCCUGAGGAUGAGAGAGGGACGAAGUCUGGUAGUAAUAGUGGGCAGCAGGAUGAAGGGGUUGUAGCAGAACUUAGUUCUCACGAAAGCUACCACUUCCAAGCCAAAUUCGAAGGCAUCUAG
Pyrenophora tritici-repentis Pt-1C-BFP is the source of this 2205-nucleotide messenger RNA. The record is from RefSeq and is a predicted model, not a curated record. NCBI's taxonomy places the organism in Eukaryota, Fungi, Ascomycota, Dothideomycetes, Pleosporales, Pleosporaceae.